Menidia menidia (Atlantic silverside) is the source of this 3944-nucleotide messenger RNA. The record is from the annotation of a GenBank genome assembly. NCBI's taxonomy places the organism in Eukaryota, Metazoa, Chordata, Actinopteri, Atheriniformes, Atherinopsidae.
AACUUCUCGAGGCCUUGUAUUUUUUUUUUCCCCCUCCUCUCGUCGGUCGGUUCCAACGACGACAUACAGCUUCACGUUGCCGUGAUCGAGUCGUACAGACCGGGGGCUUCUACUUAAUCAGCGCCGGAGAACGGCGGUCAGCGUUUGUCUGAUACGUGGAGGUGUUUGGUGGUUUUUGAAAAUAGGGGUUGAAGACGUCAGAGCCAAAAUGCACCCCUGAAGAUAUCGUGAUCACAUGGACUCCUAUCCUGUGCUGACCCAAUGCUUUAAACACCGGGAUUAAAAAUGAGCAUAAGCAGCGAUGAGGUCAAUUUCCUGGUUUACAGAUACCUGCAAGAGUCAGGCUUCUCCCAUUCAGCCUUCACCUUUGGCAUAGAAAGCCACAUCAGCCAGUCCAACAUCAAUGGAGCCCUUGUGCCCCCUGCUGCCCUCAUCUCCAUCAUUCAGAAGGGCCUGCAGUACGUGGAGGCUGAAGUCAGCAUCAAUGAGGAUGGCACCUUGUUCGACGGGAGACCCAUCGAGUCCCUGUCUCUGAUUGACGCCGUGAUGCCAGAUGUGGUCCAGACCAGGCAGCAGGCCUACAGAGACAAGCUGGCCCAGCAGCAGGCGGUGGCGGCAGGGAGCAGCACAGGGCCCCAGGGAAGCGCCAAGAAUGGAGAGGGGCCUGCCAACGGAGAGGAAAACGGAUCGCACGCCUUAGCCAAUCACCACUCUGAGAUGAUGGAAGUGGACCGGGAUGUGGAGAUUCCGCAAAGUAAAGCCAUGGUCUUGAGGGGCCACGAGUCUGAAGUUUUUAUCUGUGCCUGGAACCCAGUCAACGACCUCCUCGCCUCCGGGUCGGGGGACUCGACGGCGCGGAUCUGGAACCUGAGUGAGAACAGCACCAGCGGGUCCACGCAGCUGGUUCUGAGGCACUGCAUACGAGAGGGGGGCCAGGACGUUCCCAGCAACAAAGACGUCACCUCACUAGACUGGAAUAGUGAGGGCACAUUGUUGGCAACAGGCUCCUAUGAUGGCUUUGCCAGAAUCUGGACAAAAGACGGUAAUCUGGCUAGUACUUUGGGCCAGCAUAAAGGCCCCAUAUUUGCACUCAAAUGGAAUAAGAAAGGAAACUUUAUCCUCAGUGCUGGUGUAGACAAGACGACUAUCAUCUGGGAUGCGCACACAGGAGAAGCCAAGCAACAGUUUCCAUUCCAUUCGGCACCUGCUCUGGAUGUAGACUGGCAGAGCAACAACACCUUCGCCUCCUGCAGCACCGACAUGUGCAUCCAUGUGUGUAAGCUGGGUCAGGACCGACCCGUCAAGACCUUCCAGGGACACACGAACGAGGUGAACGCCAUCAAGUGGGAUCCCACCGGGAGCUUGCUGGCCUCCUGCUCCGAUGACAUGACUCUAAAGAUCUGGAGUAUGAAGCAGGACUCGUGCGUCCAUGACCUUCAGGCCCACAGUAAAGAAAUCUACACUAUCAAGUGGAGCCCCACAGGCCCCGGGACCAACAAUCCCAGUGCCAACCUCAUGCUGGCCAGCGCGUCGUUUGAUUCCACCGUGCGUCUGUGGGACGUGGAGCGGGGCGUGUGCAUCCACACGCUGACCCGCCACCAGGAGCCCGUCUACAGCGUGGCCUUCAGCCCCGACGGCCGGCACCUGGCCAGCGGCUCCUUCGACAAGUGUGUCCACAUCUGGAACACUCAGACGGGUGCUUUAGUCCACAGCUACAGAGGGACGGGGGGGAUCUUCGAGGUGUGCUGGAAUGCCACAGGGGACAAAGUAGGAGCUAGCGCGUCAGACGGAUCGGUUUGUGUUCUAGACCUGAGGAAAUGACUCACGUGGGGAUGCCAUGGACCGACUACGAAUGUGUACAUAGCCAAAUGACUGUUCCCGCCUGUCACCACACUGCUGUAGUCCCUUCAACGCCCGCGGCCCCCCUUUCAUCACACACCACCUGGGACGCUCCCUUCACCACCAUCAUCAUCACCACGUCCAAACAAGGACCAUCUAUCAGACCUAAACAUCAGGCCUGUUUGUUCCACAUACCUGCAGGAGGGGGAGAGAUCACACCUGCCCAUCACAUCCAAACCAAAACACCAGGAUUCUUCUCGUUUUAAACCUUCAUACAAGAACUGUACCUUUAGUUUUUGUUUUUUGGUUCUCUGUUGUUGUGUGCAUAUUGCACAUGUCAGCAUUUGUUUUGUUGAAUGUUGAGGGGAGGGCAUAAGUAAAUGUUUGUUUUUAAAUGGAUGUCGAGAGCUAUUCAUUGGGAGAUUCAACUGAAGUGAAUUUGUGAUGACUUUUUUUUUCUUUUUUUAAAUAUAUGAACAGUUUGUCCCAGCUUUCACACAAAGGAGACAUCAGUUAUCCAAAGGGUGAUCUGUGCUCUUUUCAUGUGACCCUAAGAAAAAGCCACAAAGCGUUCAUGCACCGAAGCGGUGAUCUGAGCCAUCCACGUGCAGCCUACAAAAACUGGAUGAAAGAUAAUCCGGCCUAGCUCCUCUGAUCACGUCCCCGGUUCUGUCAGAGGUAUUCGGAGUUUCACUCGAGAGAUCUCACUUUUUGACCAAGAUGGCAGUUCUGGAGUCGAGCAGUAAAAAAAAAAUGAAAAUAAAAAUAAAUAAAUCCCAGACUGACCUAAGCGCAUAGUACAGUCCCUGAUACUGUGUACUUAGGAAUGCCUCACAGAUAACUCCUUUGUGGGUUUAUCUGUAAGGCAGACGCCCUGUAUUAAUACACAGGUACAGGAAAUGGGUCCUUUUCGGGCCCACACUGAUUUUUAGAAUGUCCAUUUAGAGGCGAUUCUUUGCUUGUAAAAGCAGACUGGCAGCAUUAAACUGUAACCCAGGUUCUGAGGUAUAAAACAUAUAAACAUGUAUGUAGAUGUAUACAGAGGAAUAUCACAGGGUGUUUUUUUUUUUGUUUUUGUUUUUAUAUGCCACCCCUGUGCGAAAAGCAGGUUUUAAAGAAACGUUUUGAACAGUUGACGAUGUUGAUGUCCAUUAAUAUUUGGAAUACUUUUAUAAAAUAUCUUCAUACUGUCAUAGCGGAAUAUAAAAAAACAUUUUUAUUUUAUAUUUUUUUUGUUUUGCCCCUGCACUUUAGAUUAAAAAUCGAAGGGCCGAAGGCUUUCUAGAUUUCUCAGAAAUUCAUAAACUUUGCAGUUUAGUUGGUACACAAGCAUUUGUAUGACUGCUUCGUCAAUGGGGGCAAAACAAACGCAUUGUAGAUCCAAUCUUGUUUCCUCAACACCAUCUGAUGACUUCUAAGCCCCUUUUUUUGUUUGUUUUUUUAAAUGCCGCAUCUAUGAGAUGCAGCCCCCAUUAAUUGGACACCCUCCAAUCCCCCGCCGCUCCUCUUUGUUAAUCGUCCUUGCCGUAAUCAUCAUUCCUAUGACUCAUUUGCUGGAUUUAAACAUCAGCAUGCACUCAACGCCACACAGAUUUCAGAGCAAAGUAUUCUUUUUUUUUUCUGACUUUGCUUAUCUCUCCCCCUUAGAUGAAGUCUAUGACAGCAGAAUAGUAUUUUAAAAUGCUUUCUGUUUAGGUUAUGAGGCUUUUACACUGCAGUCAAAUGCUUUAGCGGUUUUGUUUCGGUUUGGUUUUUUUCUCCCGCUGUUGCGCCCACCCAAAGUACUAACAGUAACUCUAUCUUUGCUAUGUUGGAGAGCCCUCAAAGGUUUUGUACUUAUCAGAACUUUUGUAAUAUUGAUUUAUUUGUAGCUACAUACUCGAAAUGAACAAAAACUAUAGGAUGAAUUUUAAUUGUUUGGCGUACUAAAACACCGAAAAUGUAAAUACCAAUUUUCAGGUCUUUGUGUCUUUUUUUUCUUUUUUUUUCUUCCCUGACCUUCUGUACUCGGCCACUCACACGGUUGCAGUCUGCAGCCCUCCUGAUCGGACUGUUGUAAUAUCACUCAGAUCUCAAGGUCUAGAAUAAAAUCUAUUUUGAUAAUA